CAAGAGACCUUGUGGCGGGUCUACUUGGGGUCUCUAAAGCGGAUAAUUUUGGAAAAUAUCUUGGAUUACCCUCGUUUAUUGGAAGUAAUAAACGUGCUGUUUUCUCGUAUAUCGAGGAUAAAUCAAGCAAAGGAUUGGGGCAUGGAACAAAAAGUUGUUAACUAAAGCAGGUAAAGAAAUUCUUCUUAAAAGUGUUGCCCAGGCAAUGCCUACUUUCUCAAUGAGUGUGUUCUUGCUUCCAGACUCACUUUGUUUAUCUAUUGAGCGCAUGAUGAACCGGUUCUGGUGGAGUUCAGUUUUUGUUGGAGGAGUAUUUUGGCUGCUCAUGGACUUAUCUGCAGUGGGGUGCGUCGUAGGAUUGGUAAUGGGGCUAACACGUUGGUGUGGGGUGUCCCCUGGCUCUCUGAUGCUCAUGACCCGAUGGUUCAUACCACUAUGCACCCUCAACUCCAAGAAAGUUUGGUCUACACUCGAUGGUGCUCAAUUGGAGGUGGUUGCAGCUGUUCUCUCUGGAAUUUGGCAGGCCAGGAACUCAGUAGUUUGGGAGCUGAAACUACCCUUGCCUCGGCAAACUUGGAAUCUGGCAGCGCAUAAUUUGGAAGCAUGGCGUCAUCUGGUGCACUUCUAUGCUCCUCCUCCCGAACCCGAUCUGAGGCAACACCUCCACGCUGUUCCACAGGGGUCUGAUUUUGAGUUUACCUGCUGGUUUGAUGCAGGCUUCGAGGAGCGGACAGGCAGGGCAACGUUCGGGGCAGUGCUUUUGUCUCAUGAGGGCAGGUUUGUGGCGGCUAUGAAUGGUCCUCUCUUUGAUGUAUUAUCCCCGUUGAUGGCUGAAACAUUAGCAUGCAAGGAAACCUUGGUUUGGUUGAAAGCUAGGGACACUUCCAAUGUCCGUCUUUUCUCGGAUUGCUCUACUCUUUGUCAUUAUUUGGGCUCGGCUUCUACUACUUCCCGGGCAUACAUUGGCAUCUCUUUCCAUGAGUGCAAGGUGUUACUUCGUACUUUUACUAGUUGUUCAGUUUCGUUUGUUCCCCGCUCUUCAAACUCUCUAGCACAUCUUUUGGCUACCAUGGCCUAUUCCCAACCCCAAACUAUGUACUUGGACUCUGUUCCUCCUUUUUUUCCGUCUUUGAUUAAUCAUAUAUGAGUUUUUUCCUUCAAAAAAAAAAGUAAUGUAUAAAUUAUAAUUUAUUUAGUUUUGGCCUCCAGCUCUAGGGGUACCAUCACAUUUUUUGGCCAAAUUUUAAAUUCAUCAUAAAAUUUCCCAAAUUUGACAUGGAAAUUUCUAUUUGCAUAUAAAAUCCUCUUUAAAAGUUUCAUGUCAAAAAGACUUGUUAGUAAUGUAUAAAUUAUAAUUUUGUUACUUUUGGCCUCGAGCUCUAGGGGUACCAUCACAUUUUUUGGCCAAAUUUUAAAUUCAUCAUAAAAUUUCUCAAAUUUU
This is a messenger RNA of Cuscuta campestris, 1441 nucleotides long. Lineage: Eukaryota; Viridiplantae; Streptophyta; Magnoliopsida; Solanales; Convolvulaceae. The record is from the annotation of a GenBank genome assembly.